AUGGUGCGUUCUUCAAACUGGCCGCCCUUGGUCUCGGCCUGCUUUCUCAGGCGGCGGCGGGACUCCAAGCACGUCUCCUGGUGGUCGGUCCCGGGCACCAAGUUUGGCUAUACCGGACAGACGGUAGCCAUCUCGUUCGGCAAUCUGACCAGCAAUGGCGUCCUCGUCGGGUACCGCAUCGACGGACUGGACUGGAUCUUCACAAACAUCACAGCAGGCGCCACACAUCUUCUUGUGAGCCCUGAUACGCCAGGCUCGAGCGAAACACGGCCCAUCAACCUGUGGACAUCUGAGAUGCGCGUGUCGAACUGGGCUUAUGGGAUACAGAUUGAGGCCGUCCAUGUUGCCAAGGGCGAGAAGCUUAUCAAGAUCCCCGACUUCGGCCGCCGGAUUGAGGUCAUUGGUGACACGCUGGGUUGCGCAACACGGAAUACUCAAAUCACUGCCUAUCCAGGCAUAUACGCCACUGAUCAAGAGUGUUGGGGCAACCCUCAUGGACAAGUCUAUCAGUGGUUUUACACCUCGGAUACGAGCUACCGGGCUUCUGUGAUUCAUGGCGAUGGUCCCGAGCCGUGGGACUUCAGCAAGCAAUCCCCUGCUGACAUCGUCGUCAUCGAUAUUGACACUAACGACAACAGCCAGGCGAACAACGUCUCGACUGAGGCUUACUUUAAUGCCGUGACCAAGAUCAUCCAGGGAGUUCACGGCAAGUGGCCCAAGGCCCAGGUUAUUGUCAUGUCCCACUGGCGGGGCUUCUAUGAAUUUGGAAACACCUAUUCUGCCCAACGCGCCCUAGGGUUCAACACGGACGCGUACCUCCGUAACCCCAUUGCCUUCAACACGGCAGGCAUCCUGCAGCACAACGACAUUGCUCCGCAGUGGCAUCGUACGGAAGUUGGCGCCAUCAAGGUUGCGAGGCACCUGCAACAGUUCAUCCGAAUGAAGUUUGGUUGGGACUUCUAUACAACCCGGCCAGAGUGA
This is a messenger RNA of Parathielavia appendiculata, 981 nucleotides long. RefSeq lists its product as uncharacterized. Bases 1 to 981 code for a protein of 326 amino acids. The transcript has 8 exons. Lineage: Eukaryota; Fungi; Ascomycota; Sordariomycetes; Sordariales; Chaetomiaceae. The record is from RefSeq and is a predicted model, not a curated record.